Messenger RNA from Nakaseomyces glabratus, 1317 nucleotides. It is a transcript of the gene RCH1, whose product is annotated as Rch1p. Lineage: Eukaryota; Fungi; Ascomycota; Saccharomycetes; Saccharomycetales; Saccharomycetaceae. Gene Ontology annotation, cellular component: plasma membrane. The record is from RefSeq and is a predicted model, not a curated record.
AUGCUCAACUGUGCUCGAUGGAACAGAUUUCUAGAUGAACAUCCGGCCAUAUUAAGAGUGUGGAAUCACCCAAUCACGGAGUUUCUAAAAUCGCAAUGGUUUUUCUAUGUGCUAGCAAUAUUCAUUGUCAUCGCAAGGUUUGCUCCUAAUUUUGCUAGAGAUGGUGGCCUUAUAAAGGGCGAGUACAGUAUUGGUUACGGUGCUGUUGCGUGGAUCUUUUUACAAAGUGGAUUGAGCAUGAAAACAAGCCGGUUAAUGGCAAACAUGACUAAUUGGCGCGCACACCUCACCAUCCUUGUUCUUAGCUUUUUAGUAACAUCUUCAAUUGUUUAUGGUAUUUGUUGUGGAAUAAAAGCGGCAAAUGACAAAAACAUCGAUGACUGGGUUCUUAUCGGGCUUUUGAUGACUGCCGCAUGCCCUACAACUGUUGCCUCAAAUGUUUUAAUGACCACAGAAGCUGGAGGCAACGAUUUAUUAUGUGUUUGUGAGGUAUUUAUUGGUAAUUUACUAGGUGCUUUCAUAACCCCUGCAUUAUCUCAGUUGUAUACCGACAGAGCACCAUUUGAAUAUGGUAAUCCUGCUAAUGGUAAUAGUAUUGGGUCCUUGUAUGGGAGAGUGAUGAAGCAAGUAGGACUUUCCGUUUUUGUUCCACUGACAGUGGGACAAAUAGCACAGAAUAUGCUACCUAAACCAACCAAGAUCUAUCUUGAUUUCCUAAAGAAAUACAAACUCAAAAUCGGAUCAUAUAUGCUUUUACUUAUUAUGUUCAGCUCGUUUUCUACAGCAUUUUACCAAAGGUCCUUCACAAGCGUUCCUCAUGCCACUAUAAUAUUUGUAUGUUUUUUCAAUCUGGGUAUUUAUCUGUUUUUCACGCUUAUAUCAUAUGCCAUGGCUAGACCAUUUUUUAUUCCCAUAUUGUUCAAUGAAGUUCCUGAUGAAUCCUCAUCCAAAUUUUAUACAACGAUGUACAAAAUUUUCAGACCCUUUUACUAUAAUAAACGAGACACAGUUUGCAUAUUAUUUUGUGGGCCCGCCAAAACUGCUGCAUUAGGUGUGUCACUAAUUACUUCCCAGUACGGUGAUAACAAAAGCCAUCUAGGUAAACUGCUAUUACCAUUGGUGCUUUAUCAAAGUAUUCAAGUCCUUACUGCGAGCCUAUUAGUUUUACCACUUAGAAAGUGGUGUGCUGACGAACAACCGGAUAUAACACCUAUUGAAUCAACUGAUAAGAAAGCUAUAGAACAGUAUAUGCUCUCUUCAUCUAGAGGAAGCUCUGAUAUUGAAAAAAACGAUUGCAUUGAUGAAAAUGCAGCUUAA